CACUAUACAACCCAGGGAAAUGAUCUUCAGAUGCAUUGACCUCCGGACUUUUCGACCUCAACAGACGCUCAAAAGCUUCGGCUCAACAUCUCCUCUUGGUCAUGCAGCUUGUGAUCCGCCGAUAUCGUCCCUCAGACAAGGACGCGGUGCUCACCCUGUUCAGCAUCGGGAUCCAGGAGCACAUCCGUCCAUGUUUUUACAACGCCAUGACCAGUCCUCUCUACCUCGCCAUCUCCCUGGCUCUGUGUGUCACUGGCUGUCUGCUCAGCUCCGUGUUAGGGGCUGUGGUGUUACCAGGAGCCUGGGUGGGCCUCCUAUACUACUGCUGCCAUAACCUAUAUGCUAGUUUUGUCAAGGAGAGACUCCGUACAGACAUGCAAGACAUCCCUGCAAACUAUCUAAGCAGACCAGAUGACUGUUUCUGGGUGGCGGAGGCUGAGGUUGAUGGGAGGGCCCAGAUCAUGGGUAUGGUGGCUGUAGUGGCCAAACAAAGUGGGAAAGAAAGACACGCUGAACUGUUCAGAAUGAUCAUCUCACCAUCGUACAGACGGAUGGGCCUGGGCUUCAGGUUGGCUCAGACUGUGGUCGACUUUUGUAAGGAACGAGGCUUCUCCAAUGUGGUGCUGGAAACUAGCUCUACUCAGGUUGCUGCUGUGGCCCUCUACGAGAAACUCGGAUUCAGCCACGUCCUCUCACACACCAAAACGCAUGCCCCUUUUUGGAUGGUAACCCUGACCAGGGUGAAGAUUUUAAUCAUGGAAAAACACCUGUAGUCAUGAAAUAAUAGCCUUUUCUCAUAACUACAGUCACUGUUUUAGCUAUGUACAAAAACACUAAGUUUCAGGUAGAGCAAAUAUCAGGAGCCUUUUUUUUGUUCUGUAAGAGCAACUUGUCUUAAUUUUUUAUACACAACACACUGCUGCUCUUCUGAUCGUUGA
Molecule: messenger RNA, 938 nt
Organism: Plectropomus leopardus (leopard coralgrouper)
Lineage: Eukaryota; Metazoa; Chordata; Actinopteri; Perciformes; Serranidae
Product: N-acetyltransferase family 8 member 3-like
Molecular function (GO): N-acetyltransferase activity
Source: RefSeq, a predicted model, not a curated record